CUCUGCCACGGUUGCAGGAGCUAGAGUCGGUUUCCUGCCGCUUAACGCUGGCAUACGGGGAGAGGGGCGGGUGAAGCUUCCCUUUCGCCAGCUCACCUGAGGCAGUAGGGGAAGGAGAAAUAGAGAGGCUCAGUGGUGGCGCUGGAGGAAGCAACAGCAACAGCGAGGAUGCGGCAGCGCUCGCAGUAGAGGAGGAGGCGGCGAAGGUUUGCAGCCGCGGAGGUUGGCUCCUGCCGCUGAUUGGCAUCGCUGACCAACAACAACCGGCCCCGGAAUAUUUCCUUGCACGGAAAGGCAAGGGGAAGCGCCCCCGGUUUAUGUGUUGAAAUGGUGCAUCUUAUGCAGGAUCCUCGGAUUAAACAUUAACAUUUGAGAGAUCGCAGCCCGCAGGCGACUGCAGCGAGGGUUGUAUCAGGAGGCGGCUGCAGGGAGGGGGAAAUCCUCCAUCUCUCCGGGCUGCCCGGGAUGACUGGACUUCCCUGGACCUCUCCCUUCUGAGUUUAACAACAGACGAGUUGACUUCAAGACUAGGCCGAAAUGGCAGGCUCCUCCAGGGAACACGUGUCUUACGCACGGAGGCGGAACCCUCAGCUUCGCUACACCUUGAGUCCUGAAAAUUUGCAGAGCCUGGCUGCCCAGAGCACCCGGUUAGAGAACAUGAACUUGCACAGGGCAAACAGUGAUACGGACCUGGUGACUUCGGACAGUCGCUCCAGCCUGACAGCUAGCAUGUAUGAGUACACACUUGGACAAACACAGAAUCUAAUCAUCUACUGGGAUAUUAAAGAAGAGGUGGACCCCACUGAUUGGAUUGGACUCUAUCACAUAGAUGAGAUCUCUCCAGGAAAUGUCUGGGACUCCAAAAAUCGGGGUGUAAAUGGAACCCAGAACGGGCAGAUUGUGUGGCGAAUUGAGCCUGGCCCGUACUUUAUGGAGGCUGAAACUAAAAUCUGUUUUAAAUACUACCAUGGUGUAAGCGGAGCACUGCGAGCCACCACCCCAUGUAUUACAGUAAAAAACUCCGCUACUAUGGCCGGAGCAGAUGAAUUGGGGGAAGGUGGAUUGAAUGGUGAGAACAAUCGAAAACUUGUCAGAUUCACAUUAUCAGAUAUCCGAGCCGUAGGACUCAAGAAAGGAAUGUUUUUCAACCCAGAUCCAUAUCUAAAAAUGGCCAUUCAGCCUGGGAAAAAGAGCACUUUCCCCACUUUUGCUCAUCACGGACAAGAGAAGCGGUCGUCAAUAGUGGCAAACACAACAAACCCUAUUUGGCAAGGAGAGACAUACUUUUUUGUGGCACUUCUCACAGAUGUACUGGAAAUUGAUGUUAAAGACAAAUUUGCAAAGAGUCGGCCGAUUAUAAAGCGUUUCCUGGGUAAACUAACCAUCCCAGUACAACGUCUGAUGGGGAGACAGGCCUUGGGGGACCAGACUGUUAACUACAACCUGUUAAGAAGACUUCCGACCGAUCACGUCAGUGGUCAGCUUCAUUUUCGAGUGGAGUUCUUGUCGUCGACUCACGAAGAUGCUUCCCCCGAGACGCUGGGCGCUUACCUUGGAGCCAAUGGUGUCAAUGGCGAUCUGGGCAGUCCAUCCGACGACGAGGACAUGCCUGACCCAUCCGUCUCAACAAUGCAUCCGAGCCAGCUGCAAAUCUUUGUAAAUGGUUCUGCCCAGAAAGAAAGUGGAGUUGUGGACCUUUCGAGUGCAGCCAGUGAAAGUGGACUUUUGGACAGUGCAUUUGCAGCUCCUGGUGAAUCCUCAUUGACAAGGCAUUCAACCUAUCGCCAAGAAUCGCUCAAUGAUUACCUCGAUACAGUCGACGGCAGUGGAAGCCUUAAAUCAAGCUUGGCCGAGGCUCACCUGCAUCAGAUUGGAGUUUCUCCCAACUUGAGGAGCAGUUUCCCGACGGACACGAGAUUAAAUGCAAUGCUUCACAUUGACUCGGAUGAGGAAGACCAUGACGUUUAUCAGGAAUUGGCCUGUGGUUUUCACAUCGAGGAGAGUGAGGAAAAUGGCAUACACUUUAGAUGUGCUUCUGGAAGUAACAAGGAGUUGGACACACAGCUGUAUGCCAACGGGGAUCAGAUCGCCCUUAGACGAUCAUCUACCUCUCAGAUAAAUCUAACUAUAACAGAAGAGGCAUCUUCCUCAGUUGCGCAGUUAUCGGACUCUCAGUACAAGAACUUUCAUGAGCUGGUGUGCAGCCUUUCUUCAGCAGCACAGGUCGGGUGUGAAGAAGAGCAAGACAGUUGUGAGGUUGAGGGCAGUAGCGACUUAGUGACAAGUACCUGUGGGGAAGAUCAGCAACCUCCAGAGACAUCUCGGCCAACAGUUGGCCAGGCCGUUGACGGUGGAGACAAUGCAGAGCGACUGCUCACGCAAACAGAAUCCGUUGAUCAAACCUCAGAACCAUCCCAAAUGUCCUCGGAGAAUGAGCAAAGUGAUGCGACCCGCACAGAGAGUGUCAGUGAAGCCAGCACUAGACCAGAAGGAGAGAGCGAUCAGGAAGGGGCUGAUAGCUCGUGCAACGGAAGUGGCUACACCACCAGGGUAUCUUCGUCCGUCGGAAGCGCCACGCGAUUUUCCUCCUUUGAAAGUGCGAGGUUCUCAGAAACCCCGGCGUUCUCGUCUCAGGAGGAGGAAGAUGCUGCCUGUCCAACUGACCCGGCGGCCGACGAUCCUGUGGAAAGCCAAGACUCUGACGGGGCCACAAUCAUUCCAGCUGCCGAAGACGGGGAAGGCAACCGCGAUGCGCCGCCACCGCCGCUGCUACAAGAGACCGUCGAAGGGGACGCGGUGUCCGAGGCGGAGGAAAUAUGGCAGAGGAGGAGUUUGCAGGUGGCAGCCACAGCCGCAAGUGACCUGCCAGAAGAAGAAGCCACCAUACCUACUAGCACAACUCCAGAGGAUGCAAGUGAAGCAGCAGCAGCAGCAACAGUAGCAGAGACCGAAGCGGGCAGUGAUCCAGAUUCUCCAUCGAGCAGUCAUCAGCCUUUGAGAUCCCUACCCUCAGUGCGGCAAGAUGUUACUCGCUAUCAGCGUAUCGAUGAACUGUUACCACCAAACUGGGAAGCCCGUAUCGAUAGCCAUGGACGCAUCUUCUAUGUGGACCACGUGAACAGGACGACCACUUGGCAAAAACCCACCACCCCUGCACGUCAGCAGAUUGUUCAACGUUCAAAUUCAAUUCAACAGAUGGAGCAGCUGAAUAGAAGGUACCAGAGUAUUCGCCGGACAAUGACUAAUGAGAGGACUGAGGACACUGCCCAAGCCAGUUGUGUCGAUGCAGAGGCAACAGGUGAAAACCAUUUUGCUCAUUUUAGUUCAGAUUUCAGAAGGGAGCCGAGCUUCUCCCACUCGGCGACUCGUAGCCGGAUGAAUCUGCUCCUGCAGUCUCCCCCGGUCAAGUUCUUCACCAGCCCGGAAUUUUUCACAGUGCUCCAUUCAAACCCUCGUGGCUAUCGGAUGUUUUCAACCAACACAUGUUUGAAACACAUGAUCACCAAAGUGCGGCGAGAUGCCCAUAACUUUGAACGUUAUCAACACAAUCGAGAUCUCGUGGCAUUCCUCAACUUAUUCGCUAAUAAACAGCUGGAGCUGCCGAGAGGCUGGGAAAUGAAGCAUGACCAUCAAGGAAAGCCCUUCUUUGUUGACCACAAUUCGCGCAGCACCACUUUCAUAGACCCAAGGCUCCCUCUUCAGACGGCUAGGCCCUCUAUUGCAUUGGUUCAUCGGCAACAUUUGCAAAGGCAACGGAGCCACAGUGCGGGUGAGGUGGCAGAUGAUUCUCGCCAUUCUGGGCCCCCGGUUAUGCCCAGACCCUCCAGCACAUUUGGCACAAUCAGUCGGAACCACAACCAGGAGGUGUUGCCUGUUGCUUACAAUGAUAAAAUUGUAGCAUUUCUGCGUCAACCAAACAUCUUUGAAAUUCUUCAAGAACGGCAGCCAGACCUUAUCAGGAAUCACUCACUCAGGGAGAAGAUUCAGUUCAUCCGGAGUGAGGGGACGAGUGGACUGGGGCGACUAUCCAGUGAUGCAGAUCUUGUUAUGCUGUUAAGCUUGUUUGAAGAUGAGAUUAUGUCUUAUGUGCCACCUCAUGCCUUACUUCACCCCAGUCAUUGCCAAUCUCCACGUGCUUCCCCUGUGUCGUCACCUCAGAAUUCCCCAGGCACCCAGAGAGCCAACGCCAGGGCUCCAGCUCCUUACAAGAGGGACUUUGAAGCUAAGCUCAGAAACUUCUACAGAAAGCUUGAAACAAAAGGCUACGGACAAGGCCCAGGAAAGUUAAAAUUAAUCAUCAGAAGAGACCACUUGCUGGAAGAUGCAUUCAACCAAAUUAUGGGCUGCUCCAGGAAAGAUCUUCAAAGAAAUAAACUCUAUGUCACCUUUGUUGGAGAGGAAGGGCUGGAUUACAGCGGCCCCUCCCGAGAGUUCUUUUUUCUGGUGUCGAGAGAACUCUUCAAUCCAUAUUACGGCUUGUUUGAAUACUCUGCUAAUGAUACCUACACUGUGCAAAUCAGCCCGAUGUCCGCAUUUGUCGACAAUCACCAUGAAUGGUUUAGAUUCAGUGGCCGAAUACUUGGCCUUGCUCUCAUCCAUCAGUAUCUGCUUGAUGCCUUUUUCACCAGGCCAUUUUACAAAGGUCUACUGAGAAUAUCUUGUGAUCUUAGUGACCUGGAAUAUUUGGAUGAAGAAUUUCAUCAGAGUCUGCAGUGGAUGAAGGAUAAUGACAUCAGUGAUAUCUUAGAUUUAACAUUUACUGUGAAUGAAGAGGUCUUUGGCCAGAUUACAGAGAGAGAGCUAAAACCAGGUGGAGCAAACAUUCCUGUGGCGGAAAAAAACAAAAAAGAAUACAUUGAAAAGAUGGUAAAAUGGCGUAUCGAGAGAGGUGUUGUACAGCAGACAGAGAGUUUGGUCCGAGGCUUCUAUGAGGUGGUGGAUGCUCGGCUUGUGUCUGUGUUUGAUGCAAGGGAAUUAGAAUUAGUGAUUGCAGGCACUGCUGAAAUUGACUUAAGUGAUUGGAGGAAUAACACAGAGUAUAGAGGAGGAUACCACGAUAACCACAUAGUAAUCAGAUGGUUCUGGGCUGCAGUGGAAAGGUUUAACAAUGAACAGAGACUAAGAUUGUUGCAGUUUGUCACAGGUACAUCAAGUAUACCCUAUGAAGGUUUUGCCGCACUACGUGGCAGCAAUGGUCCACGAAGAUUUUGCAUUGAGAAAUGGGGCAAAAUCACCUCACUUCCAAGGGCUCAUACCUGUUUCAAUCGGUUAGAUCUCCCUCCAUAUCCAACCUUCUCUAUGUUGUAUGAAAAGAUGUUGACUGCUGUAGAAGAGACAAGCACUUUCGGACUGGAGUAACAGAUGUUUUGAAAUAUAAGCACAUUUCCACUACUUUUCUCAUGGACCUCUUUGGGGUGAAGGGUGUGAUGGCAUUCUCAGACGCACUUUUGUGAAUUUUAUGGGAUUUGGAUUAAAGAAGUGAUCUUAUCUUUACAAGAUGUCGUGGAGAGAAAGCAAGCAUGCGGAAGAUGACUAUCCAGACAAUUAUGGUACGCAUUCACCUGAACAACUGUGCGUCUGUUAUGAAAAAUAAAGGGAUGGAACUGAAAACUUUGCAGACAGUAUCCUGUUACUACUGCUGUUGAGUACAAAAUGACUAUUUUUAUGUGAAGAAAAGCACUUACAAAAUGACAAAGGCUUCUACAGAGAUAGGUCAAUGCUUCUCUGAAUGACUGAUAAUCCUGACAGUGGAUGAUUUUUUAAUGAGAUUUACUUCAAACCCUGUGCUGAAGUAAAGUUUUUUUUAAACUGUGAUUAUGCCUAUUCCGUUUCAAAAAAAUAAUGUACUUGUUAUCAAAAUAUUGGUCUUCAUAUACCUGUUAUUGCAUGGUAUAGAAUUUAUAAAUUAUGGAAAGUACAAUUACAGUUCCUUGUCAGUAUGGCACACUAAAAACAUUUAUGAAAUUUAGUUUUAUUUAAUCUUUUUACAGAUUCUGUGCAAAUCUUGUAUGAUUUUUAAAUUAUCCAAACUGGAGAUAAGGGAGAUCUCUGACAGUGCAUACUAUCUGCUUAUUCUAUUCAAAGUUGUUUUGGUGAAAUGUCCAAGAGAAAUCAGAAAGCCUGAUGUCUUCUUUUUAUUUUAUAUAAACAAACAUUUUCCAAAGCAAGAUUUUUUUAAAUAAUUGCACUGGGUGUACCAAAGUAAGAGGACAUAAAUUAUAUAAAAUUGGGUGCAUGGUAUAAUAUGCUGAAUUAUCAAAGCUAAUUUUCAGAUAUUAUAUUGGACUGUGAGUAAUAGGAUGUCACAAAAAUGUCUUAGCUUCCAAAAAACUUCCCUCCCAUCCAAACAAAAUAGAAUAAAUAACUUUUCAACAGUAGAUCGAAUUAGUUCUAUUAAAUUUUAAGUUAAUAUUUUAUUUAAAAGGGAUUUAAAUUACUAUAAAAUAGAGUAUUUAAAAAUGUUUGAGUGAGGGAGGUUAAUUUAGAUUGAAGGAACUUUUAUGUAUUACAUUGUACACUAUUAACAUUGAAUUUGCAUGAGAAAGCAUUAACUAUAGGGCUCUGUGAAAGUCUACUGUUACAAAAUACUCUGUUUUCUAGUAUUUAUUGCCCAUGUAAAAUUCCAAUUUCUGUUAUUAUUAACAUCUGCUUCAGACCAACAGUGCUCAAGUCAUUAAAAAAAUUACACCAUUUAAAUAUUCAAUAGCUUGUCGAUAACCUUAGGUAUUGCAACGCUGUGAUGAAAAAUUGAUUCCUGUCUAAAAAACUGUUUUAAAUCCACAUUAUUUUCAGAAUUUUGCAAAGCAAAUUUGACUAAAAUCAGACCUGGAGAUGCAAAUGCUGGAAUGUUGAGUAAAAAACAAACUACUGGAGAAAAUUGGCGGGUCAGGCAGCAUCCAUGGAGGGACAUAGGCAGAAGAUAUAUCGGGUCAGGAACCAAGAGUGUUUGUAGGUUCCCGACCCAAAACGUUGUCUAUUUCCCUCCAUAGAUGCUGCUUGACCCACCGAGUCUCACCAGCAGUUAGUUUUAUAAAUGGAUAUCCUACUCUAUUUGGAUACAAAUUAAGGAUCUCUGAAUCACUACAUCACAUUCAUGCACACAGUACAUAGUAUUGCAAUGAGCCAUAUGGAUAACGGUUAAGCAGUUCACAUUUUUUAUUUCACUGAUGCAUCCUUUAAGAGUUCCUUGCCAAUAUAGUGAGCUCAGUAACUUUUUUUUCUUAUCCGUUGAUUUAUAAACUAUCUAUUGACUUUCGUUAAUACAAUGGGGUGGUUCUGAAAUAUACAUAAUAAAAUUAAAUGACUUCAUGGGUACACAUUUUUUUCAUGAAAAUGAAUCAUUUCACUGUUCACAUCAUCAGCACCAACAUUUCUGGUACUCAUCUACCAUUUUUAUAGGGCGUCUAAAAAUUAUAUUUUGGUUGUCACUUGUUCGUAUGUACUAUGUACUAUGUGGCUAAUCAUACACAAUCAAUGGAAGUAUGUCUUAGUCACAUUUUCACUCAUAGAUCUCACGAUUUAGAUACGUUUAUUGGGAUUAUGCAGAAAUUUGUACACACUUGCUAUUUAAAUAUGCUGAAAACACUUAAGAUUAUUGUUGUCAACUAUGAUUUAAUGAAAUGUUUUUAAAGUACCAAAGUAUGAAUGACUUUGUUUUAUUUUCAUAAUGUAAAUAUAUUUUAUUUGAAACCAUGCUGUGUCAUUUAAAAAUAAUUGAAAAUAAAAAAUCAUAGAAACGCCAGUGAAUAUAAGGUUGUCUUUAUUGCAAAGUAGAACUGUUGCAUUGAAUUUCAACUUCCAGCUACGUUCAUCAAGUUGUAUCGUGAUUAUCCACAAAUAAAUUUUAUCUACAUACAAA
Amblyraja radiata (thorny skate) is the source of this 7858-nucleotide messenger RNA. Its product is annotated as E3 ubiquitin-protein ligase HECW2. NCBI's taxonomy places the organism in Eukaryota, Metazoa, Chordata, Chondrichthyes, Rajiformes, Rajidae. The coding region runs from base 538 to 5358 and encodes 1606 amino acids. The record is from RefSeq and is a predicted model, not a curated record. Gene Ontology annotation, cellular component: cytoplasm. Gene Ontology annotation, biological process: regulation of dendrite morphogenesis; ubiquitin-dependent protein catabolic process; protein ubiquitination. The transcript has 29 exons. Gene Ontology annotation, molecular function: protein binding; ubiquitin protein ligase activity.